Messenger RNA from Periconia digitata, 1010 nucleotides. Lineage: Eukaryota; Fungi; Ascomycota; Dothideomycetes; Pleosporales; Periconiaceae. The record is from the annotation of a GenBank genome assembly.
AUGGUGCUGGAGGCUUCUAUGAUAAUUGUCGACAACAGCGAAGCCAGCCGCAAUGGAGACUAUGUACCCUCGCGAUGGGAAGCUCAGGCUGAUGCCGUUAACCUCAUAUUCUCCGCAAAGACGCAGGCAAACCCCGAGUCGUCCGUCGGCCUCAUGAGCAUGGGAGGCAGCACACCAGAGAUCCUCACCACCUUGACAACGGAUAUUGGCAAGAUACUCGACGGUCUCCACAGGACGAAGAUAAGAGGCAGCCUGCACCUCUCGACGGGCAUCAAUGUCGCUGCGUUAGCAUUGAAACACCGACAGAAUAAGUCACAGAAGCAACGUAUAAUCGUGUUUACGUGCAGUCCGAUCGAUGAAGACGAAAAGGAGCUAGUGAAAUUGUCAAAACGGAUGAAGAAGAACGGCGUCAGCGUCGAUAUUAUUGCGUUCGGCGAGCUAGGGGAAACGACCACGCGGAAGCUUGAGAAGUUCAGCGAAGCAUGCCAGAGCUCUGAAGGAUCCCAUCUCGCCAUCGUCCAACCCAGCUCGAACCUUCUCAGCGACUCUCUGGUCACAACGCCCAUCCUUGGUGGAGAUGGCAUGUCAGGCGGAGGGGCCGGGUCGAGCGGCGCUGGCGGGGCAGCAGGUGAAGGAGGCGAUGCUGGUGGAAACUCUUUCGAGUUUGGAGUCGACCCGUCAGUCGACCCCGAAUUGGCGCUCGCGCUUAGGAUGAGUUUCGAAGAAGAGAAGGCGCGACAAGAGAAAGAGAAGAAGCAGAAGGAUGAUGCGGAGGGCAAGUCGGAGCUUGAGCAAAUAGCGGAGGGUGACGAGAAGCAACCUCUACUUGAUGACCAGGGCCAGCCGAGCGGGAGCGGCAGCGGCAGCAAGGACAAAAAGGAUGAUCCGGACAAAAUGGACACGGCAUGAGGCUGAGUAUGCGAUGACUUGCAGCGGAUAUAUGGUCUCUCGUGUAAGCAUGUUCGGCGUUCAACGGCGGAGCAAUGUUUGUCGCAUUCCAGCAUACCGUG